Molecule: messenger RNA, 3291 nt
Organism: Babesia sp. Xinjiang
Lineage: Eukaryota; Apicomplexa; Aconoidasida; Piroplasmida; Babesiidae
Product: Double-strand break repair protein MRE11A
Exons: 1
Coding region: 1-3291 (1096 amino acids)
Biological process (GO): meiotic DNA double-strand break formation; double-strand break repair via nonhomologous end joining; double-strand break repair via homologous recombination
Cellular component (GO): Mre11 complex; nucleus
Molecular function (GO): manganese ion binding; endonuclease activity
Source: RefSeq, a predicted model, not a curated record
AUGCCUCCACGGCUUACCUCUUUCACCUCCGUAUGGAACAAGGUAAUGCGGCAGAAUAAUAUAGAGAAUGCGAUAUCACCGGAAAAGUCGGUUGUGCCAAAGCGCAAUCCACUCUCUCUUAGUACGCCACAUUCAGCAACUUCUAAGACGACGUCAAUAUUACCGUCGUACAAACAAAGGUCGGAUGAAAGGACCGAAAGCACGCAAUCACAGGAUGGAGCUUCCACGACAUCAGCGAGUAUUUGUGGUAGUUAUGAUGACACGGAUGCUCAUAUGAAGUUGCAAGGAUCCCUUACAUUGACAAGUGCCAUCGGCACUAGCACAUGCGACGUAAAAAUACCCAUCUCGGCAGGCGUAGAUCCGGGGGUAAUGCUAGGAGAUGACGCAGAGUUACUAACAGCAGCGGAUAGACUAGAUGAUCGUCUAGACUACGGGUGCUCGACUCCGGUGCAGAAAAUAAAACAGGAUUGUGAACGAGACGUAAAACUAACCAGCAGUUAUGAUGUAUUCCAGGAGGUUAAAAACAGCAUAACAAAAAAUAUACAGCAAACCCGGGGACAGGAAAUUAACGAAAAUUUUAACCAACUGGUGCGUCACCAUAGACAGAAUGAACGUGUUCCCGACGCAAUCAACGACCCGUUGGAGGCAGGAAUGUUUAGAGUAAUCAUAUUCACAGACACGCACUUAGGGCACAAGGAAUCGGAUUCCGUGCGUGGUAAUGAUCCCUUCAACACUUUUGAGGAAGUGUUAUUCCUGGCUAAAUAUCUAAAUGUAGACGCAAUAUUCCACUCAGGUGAUCUUUUUGAUGAAUCGCACCCAUCAAGAGCUGUUAUAUAUCGUACAAUGGACUUAAUUAGGCGAUAUUGCAAGAAGGCAGACGAUGUGAAUAAUGGAAAUCGCAUCGGUAUCCAAAUACCAAAAAGUUUUGCCAUACGAAGCGCGGCGAGGAGACGAGAGGCGCUGAAGGUAUUUGACCCUCCGACACCAAAUGAGACACAACUGCCUUUCUUUGUCAUUCAUGGUAAUCAUGACAAUCCAACCACGGUAAAUGGACUAUCUCCAAUAGAUCUAUUGGACGUAUCAGGAUUGGUGACAUUCUUCGGAACCGCAACGGAUAUGAACAAAAUAGAAAUACAACCGAUACUAUUGAACAAAGGUCCGGUAAAAGUGGCACUUUAUGGGUUAGGAUGGGUAAAGGAUGAGUGCCUAUACAAGGUAUUCGAACAAGGACGAGUUACUUUUGUACCACCGCAAGACACAACACAGCAGUACUACAAGGUGCUGCUCUUCCAUCAGAAUCGGUAUCCGAGGCGUGGUAAAAACGCUUGCGACUACAUACCGGACCAAUUCUUACCAGAUUGGUUAGACCUGGUUAUUUGGGGGCAUGAACACGAGUGCAUGAAGUUCCCAAUCAGAUCUGAAACACACAAUUUCCAGGUCCUACAGAUGGGAUCCACUGUACAAACAUCGCUGGCUGCGGCAGAGAUGGCACCAAAACAUUGCUGUAUUAUGGAACUAUCUAUGGAUGAUGUGAAGUUCUAUCCAAUCACAUUGGAAACCGCACGCCAACUACACUAUAGCGAUUUGAGCUUAAUGCAGAUGGACCUACCAGCAGGAAGCCCUGAGAAAGAUGUAUUUGCCAAAUUAAUCAUGAAUAUAGAAAACGUCCUUCAAAGUAUGCAGAGCCGGAAUGUAACGACGCUGUGUUCCACGGAAGUUGCGAAGAUUGUGUUACCAAACAAUGCAACUUUUGAUCUAAAGGGUCCUAUUGAUAACGCAAAACGCAUACCAUUAGUACGUAUGCGCGUGGAACAUAGUGGAUUCGACUCUGUCAAUCCACGAACAUUUGGUGCCUAUUUUGUAGACAGAGUGGCGAACCCAACCGACAUAUUGCGAUUCUGGCAGAAACAUCCAAUUCGAAACGUAAAAUCCGAUGUUUCGGUAUCAAACACUGUGUCGGAUCUUAGGAAUACAGUCUAUCCAACUAUGGAAGAAAGUUGCCACCUGAAAUUACUACUAGAAAGAGAGCUCAACGGGGCAGUAGAGCGAUUUGCCGUAGGCAUGGAAACGUCUGCCAUUGGUGAUUACGUAUCGAAGGCCGUAAGGGAAAUGCAAAAGGCCCUUAGUGGAGAUAUGGCGGUGCAUUACGGGGACCAAAUUUCAGACGAAAUUUAUGCGGAACUACUCGAACGUGCUGUAACGGAACGUACCAAUGCCGCUCGCGUCGCUGCUGGCAUAAACAGAGAAAGGGAUCCGUCGGACGGAGCAGAUGAUCCUGGGCCAAUGGGAAUUUCAUUUCAAGCAGCUAAAGCAAUGAUGGUCAACCACAAGCGUGGUGUUCAUACCGAUUUAGAUGGGAUUAGUGGACCGGAUGGUAAGGAUUACGAUGAUCGUCGUCUGUCUGAACCAUUAGCCAGUAUGGAUGUUUCGGAGAUCGAUGGUGGUGUAGGCACUGCCUCCCAUUUAAACUACUCCAUGGAUACAAAUUCAAGUGUAAACUUAAACGAUUCGUUUGAUUUGGGUUCCUCUAUGAUGAAUGAAAGUAACCAUAUGUCAGACUUCAUUCCACAGUCACCCGGAAGGGAUACGGAUGGCCAUAAUGACAAGCCAGAAUCACGAACAGUAGAACCGCCUCCGGACAUACCAUUGAUGGUCAAUAACUUUUAUCAGGGCCGGUCGUUUUACAAACAGACGAUGCCGCAGAGCGGCAACGCACCAACGGUAAUGAAGCCUGACAAGUACCAAGUGCAAAAUGAUAUGAAACGAGAGCGGUGGAGCAAUUCUAACAGUAGUGGAUAUACUACGCCUCGUUCGUUCGUAGGUGAUGCAGUAAAACGGGCCUGUAUCCAAGAAGUGGACCACAAGGUUUUCGCUAUAGACAACGGGGCUCAAAUGCCCCUCGACAGGCUACGUGAAAACACGAAAAUCUCGAUAUAUGAACACGCGGAUUCUGUUUCACGGUGCGAUUCUCCUCUAGGGAUGUCUGAUUUCAACGAUCUGGCGUUACCGCAAUACUCCAAUGGUCUCAAUCGUGCCGGAGACAGCAAACCCAUGUAUACCACUGGUUACACGGCGGCGUCAAGAAAGGUAGAGACGAAUAUUACUCAUGAAUACCGCAGCACAAAGGAGCCGAAAACUACACAGAGGCUAGCUACGGGGAAACGAAGUACCAUAUCGCCAGAGCGCAACUCCAAAAAUGUGGCCGACGACUCGCCGGAUCAAUCAAGCGAUGGCGCCUAUUCACAGGGGUUCAGAAACACCCUCAUAUCUAUGUUUUUUAAGAGGAAAUGA